AUGGAGAGUGACAUAUUAUCUGGCGUCUGUUUUGUUGGCCAAUUGGAUACCCAUUCCCUCGGAGUGUUCCUCAUCUUACCCCUCUGCAUUUAUCUCUCCAUCGGAGCCCUAUUCCUGCUAGCUGGCUUUAUAUCACUCUUCCGCAUUCGUACCGUUAUGAAAACCGAUGGGAAGCGGACCGAUAAACUCGAACGCUUGAUGAUGCGUAUUGGAUUCUUCUCAGGCCUUUUCAUCCUACCCGCCUUAGGCUAUCUCGGCUGUCUCUUCUAUGAAUAUUAUUAUUUCGAUGAAUGGAUGGUACAAUGGCAUCGUGAUAUAUGUCGUCCUUUCUCAAUACCUUGCCCCCUGCCAAGGCCAGAUGGUUCCGAGUCGAGGCCUAUUUUCCAAAUUUAUAUGGUGAAAUAUUUGUGUUCAAUGUUGGUCGGUGUGACAUCGAGUGUGUGGUUGUAUUCCAGUAAGACUGUGGUAAGUUGGCGUAAUUUUGUCGAGAAGCUGCAAGGGAAGGAGACAAGGACAAGGGGGCAGGCGUAUGUGUAAAAU
Molecule: messenger RNA, 540 nt
Organism: Musca vetustissima
Lineage: Eukaryota; Metazoa; Arthropoda; Insecta; Diptera; Muscidae
Product: frizzled-like
Exons: 2
Coding region: 1-537 (178 amino acids)
Biological process (GO): canonical Wnt signaling pathway; non-canonical Wnt signaling pathway
Cellular component (GO): plasma membrane
Molecular function (GO): Wnt receptor activity; Wnt-protein binding
Source: RefSeq, a predicted model, not a curated record